CCCCCCAUCCCACACACACGCUACCGCAAACACUGCUACUGUUGCUGCUGGUGCUGGUGCUGGGAGCCCAAUUUCCUGGACCUCCCCCCUCCUCCCCGCGGCAUAUCAUCUUCUCCCGGUUGUUGUACCAAUCACCAACCUGUCUCCUGUCCAAGGGCUUUCCAAAUUCUGCACCAUUUCGGUUUGACGUGGUUGUCGAUCACACCUCUUCGUGGUUUUCCGCCUGAUUCCUCGCUGCGGCGCCUCGUCGCAAGGCUCGGCAUCCGCCGCGUCGCUCGUCGAAAACAAGGUUUUGGUUUUCGCUGGUAAUCGUUAGUCUGUAGAAUCCCCGGGUGCCAUAGGUGUUUGCAGGGAUUGGAUUUCGCGUACAGCGAUUUCGCGGUCGUCGGCCCAUCAGAAGCCACGCCUGGAACUGGAGGAGUGUUGUUGCACCGAGGAUCGAUCAGGUGCAGCGACUGAUUGAAAUUGGGAAUGAGUUGCAAGUGUCAGUGAGGAUCGCCAAGUGGCGCUGGUGUUUGGUGCUGUUGCUUCGACCAGGAAGUGGAUCCAAUAGUCCCGGUUCUGGGUGAGGUAUACUUACGAGUGGUAAGGUUCAAGGGAGACAUGUGCACUUGAUGGCGAUGGAUGCCAAGCUGACGUGCACUUUGCAUCCGAAGACUCCUCUCGUGCUCCACAGCUCGCCGCCUUACGCAUCCCGCGACUUCGUGUGCGAUCUGUGUUUCAAAUUCGGAGAAGGGCCGACUUACCAUUGCAAGGCAUGCAAAUAUGAUCUGCACCCAGCGUGCUGCACCUUGCAGCCAACGCUGCGGAGCUGCACUCACCCGCACCCGCUUACGUUGAUGCCCGCGAACUACCACGCAAGCUCCAAAAAGAAGUGUGACGGGUGCAGGAAUUCCCUGGCGGACUGCGAGUGGAGCUACCGGUGCGAGGCUUGCGACUUCGACGUGCAUGCUCGAUGUGCCAAGUUACGGGCGAAGAUCUUCACUUAUCUCCACCCGAUCCCGCUGAAGUUGCUCAUCAAGUCGCCAUAUCCACCUGGGCGCCUCCAGUGCGACCUUUGCGGCGAGCGCAUGCCUACGCAGGGGUGGGUCUACCACUGCACCAACUGCAAGUUUGAUCUGCACCCAUCAUGUGCAAUGCUUCCCCCUGACCCGCUUUGCCCGGUACAUCCGCACCGCCUCUCUAGCUGUGGGUACCGCACUUACCACGGCAAGAGCUACGUUUGCGAUAUGUGUCUCGAGUUCGGGGGGGGGCUAGGCUUCCGAUGCGACAAGUGCAACUUCAACAUCCAUCCCAAGUGCUUGAAAUCUUUGUUCGCACCAGAUUCCUCCUUAGGUGCGGAGGGAGAAGCAGCGCCACUGCACGGCUGUAAUACCGCUCCAAAAUUUAAGCUUACCGCUUACGGAGUGCACAUUAUCCGUAAAGAUGAUGGUGCGAAGAGUAGUUCUGUGUGAGCUGAUCCAAAACAUGGAGUAGAAGAAAAUCAGAAGAAUUUGAGAGCAGACGCAAGUGAAGGAGGCUUCAAAAACACAACGUACCCUGGGGAGCACAUGAUUGCGAAGAGGGCAGAGUCAUCACCCCCUUAAAAGCAUUCCUCAAGGAUAUACCCUCAAGUGGGAGAAGGCAUAUCUCUCUCUUGCAAGGCCUCCAACUGCUUUCGAAUAGUGAGGAGUGUGUGUAUUCCAUGUACAAACGAGUCCCGUAGUAGACCAUCCAUCCCCACAGCACAACAUUCUCAGCGGCGUAGCAGAGCACUUCCUCAGGGACCUUCAAUGCAGGAUUGUGGACCAGGACAAGAAUGAGGACUCAUGCAUUAAGUGUAGGUAGAAAUGAGAGUGAGCUGGGGAAUUUCAGUCACAGCAAGAUUGAGUUGGGGGAUGAACUUCCACCAGCUUGAUUGUGUAAAUGGGCUGUAAAUGACUGUCGGUGCAUGUCCCGCGUGGAUGGAUCCAAUGCAUGGGUUUGUGCUCCAGGGGCCUGCAGUCCUAUUUAUAUCAAGCAAUUGGAUCUCUGCCAUCACCUCUGAACCAGGAUUUAGAUGGAUGUGGUAUUAGUGCUCAGUCAAUGGGUUUGAGGUUAGAUCCUUUCGUCACUGGUUGAAUGGAAGCAUGAUUAAUAAUAUUGUUCAUAAAGGUGAUUUCUUUGUAGUUUUUGGAAAUUAGGGCUAAAAUUCAAGGGUGUACUAUUUUAGGAUUUAGGUUUCUGUUUUAGAGCUAAAAGAAUUAGUUCCAUUUAUGUUAUGAAUUUUGAUUUCAUAACAACAGAGGCAGAAACGAAUUUACAUGUAUAUAUUUAUCAUUUAAAUCUAAAGAUAUUAUAAUAUUGUU
Physcomitrium patens is the source of this 2327-nucleotide messenger RNA. Its product is annotated as protein VACUOLELESS GAMETOPHYTES. The record is from RefSeq and is a predicted model, not a curated record. Lineage: Eukaryota; Viridiplantae; Streptophyta; Bryopsida; Funariales; Funariaceae.